AUGAGCUACAACAACAAUCCUUACGAGUCGCAGAACCCUUAUGAGUCGCACGGAGCGGCUCCGACUGAGAGCUACGAAAUGAAAGCUGCCCAAAAUGGGUACGGUAACGUGCAGGGCGGUGGUUCGAGUGGUGGAGACUUUGUGCAAUUCAUGGGUAAGAUCAAUGAGAUCAAUGGUGAAUUGGACACGUACGAGCAACUUAUCAACAGCAUCGACACGUACCACAAGAGACUGUUGGCUGAAGUGAACGAAGACCAGGAAAUGGAGUUGAGACGCACUUUGGAUGACAUAGUAUCUCAGGCUUCCGAUUUGCAGUACCAGUUGAGAAACAAGAUCAAGAGUGCUCAGCAGGACGGGUUGCACGACGCCAGCAAGCAGGCGCAGGCGGAGAAUUCGAGACAAAGAUUCUUGAAAGCCAUCCAGGAUUACAGAAUAAUAGAGUCUAACUACAAGGAGGAGAACAAGGAGCAGGCAAUGAGACAGUACCGCGUGGUUCAGCCCGAUGCGACCGACGAAGAAGUGGAAAACGCCAUCAACGACGUAGGUGGACAGCAGAUCUUCUCGCAAGCGCUCUUGAACGCAAACAGACGUGGCGAAGCCAAGACCGCGUUGGCUGAAGUGCAGGCAAGACACCAGGAACUGCUCAAGCUGGAGAAGACGAUGGCAGAACUGACCCAGCUGUUCAACGACAUGGAACAGCUUGUCGUGGAACAGCAGGAGAACAUCGAGGUGAUCAGCAAGAACGUCGAGGAAGCGCAACAAGACGUCGAACAAGGUGUCGGACACACCAACAAAGCCGUCACGAGCGCCAGAAGGGCCAGAAGAAACAAGAUUAGAUGCUGGAUCAUUGUGUUCCUGAUCUUUGCUGUGGUCGUCGUCGUCGUCGUCGUCCCAUCCGUCGUGACGUCCAAGAAAUAA
This is a messenger RNA of Torulaspora globosa, 918 nucleotides long. RefSeq names its product syntaxin (gene SSO1). Bases 1 to 918 code for a protein of 305 amino acids. Gene Ontology annotation, molecular function: SNAP receptor activity; SNARE binding. Lineage: Eukaryota; Fungi; Ascomycota; Saccharomycetes; Saccharomycetales; Saccharomycetaceae. The transcript has a single exon. The record is from RefSeq and is a predicted model, not a curated record. Gene Ontology annotation, cellular component: endomembrane system; SNARE complex; plasma membrane. Gene Ontology annotation, biological process: vesicle fusion; exocytosis; intracellular protein transport.